Messenger RNA from Oreochromis niloticus (Nile tilapia), 662 nucleotides. It is a transcript of the gene spx, whose product is annotated as spexin hormone. Bases 83 to 445 code for a protein of 120 amino acids. The transcript is spliced from 6 exons. The record is from RefSeq and is a predicted model, not a curated record. Gene Ontology annotation, molecular function: neuropeptide hormone activity. Lineage: Eukaryota; Metazoa; Chordata; Actinopteri; Cichliformes; Cichlidae.
GGAAACACCACGAGCAGCUACCCUGAACCUUCUACUCUCUCAUUGUCUCUGCAGGCGCCAGGCUUACAGGACCUGUGAUACCAUGAAGGGUUUGAAGACCGUCACAAUAGCGUAUGUACUCACCCUUUUAUUACUGGCAACAUUUAUCUCCCAGUCAUGGAGCACGCCAAAGGGCUCAUUCCAGCGAAGAAACUGGACCCCGCAGGCUAUGCUGUACCUCAAGGGCACCCAGGGAAGAAGGUUCAUCUCAGAGGACCGAAAAGAAGGAGAUGUCUACGACACUCUUCACCUAGAGACUCGUAGUCAGAACACAGAGAAGCUGACUGUGGACCAGGCUGCUACUGUUCUGCUUAAUUUCCUACAGCAGGCUAGAGAGGGAGCUGAUGAAAACGCAGAUGAGGUGUAUAUCCAGGAGCUACCAGUGUGGAAGAGGGAAUAUUUCUAAUGUUUGUAUCAUUGCCAGACAACCUCUGAUUUGUUCUGUGUGGAAAAAGGAAGCUGUAAAUAUAAAUUCUCUAAAUAUGAAAUGUGAUGUUUUAAUAAAAAGAGUUUAAUUGAAAGUGUGUUUGGGGCAUAUUUUCUACUUUUAUGGUCAGUGUUAUUUUUCGGGUAUAUAAUCAGUCACUGUAAAACAAAACAAAAAUCAAGAAGCUCGAGAUUUC